AUGUUGGAACGAUGGUUACUCGAUUUGGACAGGCUAGAUCUAGCCGUCGGUACUUUACUCGACACCGAGGGUUGCUUCAUGCUCUUAGCACGUUUAGCAGAUGUAGCGACCUCGUCGGUGAUGGAGGUGAAGUAUUUACCCUUGGGUGUUGGUUUGGCCUUCGCCUUCACCUUGGCUUUCCCCUUGGUCUCCGCUUUCACCUUCAUCGCCUUCGUGUUCGGAUCUGCUUCCGGCUGUUCUUGA
Molecule: messenger RNA, 243 nt
Organism: Perkinsus marinus ATCC 50983
Lineage: Eukaryota; Perkinsozoa; Perkinsida; Perkinsidae
Exons: 2
Coding region: 1-243 (80 amino acids)
Source: RefSeq, a predicted model, not a curated record